CCGAGCCCACUGUGCCGGGGGGCGCGCAAGACCCGCUAAAAUCAGGUUUGUACUCCGUACCGGCCCGACACAAAGGAUGCACCGUGGAGCGACAUUCCGGCGUCGGCGUUUCUUGGUUGACACUGAUUGACUCGGGCCGCUUACAAUGUUCACCCUCUGCAAUUUUCGUCUUGCACGUCGGUAGGGUGCCAGUCCGAGAUACGGAUUACAGCCAUGUUUCCUGUCCGCUGCCUCCGGGCGCGGCCCCGUGCGUGCUGGCAGCGGGUGUUGAACGGGCUGAAUGCGUCACCCGGCCCAUCAGUUUCUCGGAGCGUCUCUACAGCGCACAGCAGCAGCCCCGGGGGACGGCCGUUGCGCCUAGCCGUGAUUGGCUCCGGCCCGGCCGGGUUUUACACAGCCUACCGGGCCAUGUCCAAAAUCCAGGAUGUCAAGGUCGACAUGUACGAGGCACUCCCCGUUCCCUUUGGUCUCGUGAGGUUUGGUGUGGCGCCGGACCACCCCGAGGUGAAAAACUGCCAGGAGAAAUUCGAAGAGGUGGCAUCCUCUCCCAAUUUCACCUUCAUUGGCAAUGUCUCAAUCGGCACCAAGAGUGACCACCCGGACGGCGCCACCGUUCCGUUGGCCAGCAUCCUCCGCCACUACAACGCGGUGGUCUUCUCGUACGGCGCUGCCAAGGACAGGCAUCUCGGGAUUCCGGGCGAGUCAACCCUGAAAGGUGUCUACUCUGCCCGCGAGUUUGUUGGCUGGUACAACGGCCUCCCCGAGCAUGCCGACCUCGCCCCUGACCUCACCCAGGGGGACGAGGCUGUCAUCAUCGGGCAAGGAAACGUAGCCCUGGACGUGGCGCGGAUGCUGCUCGAAGAUGUCAAUGUGUUGCGGAAAUCUGACAUUGCCGAGCAUGCCAUCGAGACGCUCUCCAAGAGCAAGGUCAAGAGGGUUCACAUCGUCGGGCGUCGUGGCCCGAUGCAGGCCGCCUUCACUAUCAAAGAAGUCCGCGAGCUCAUGCGCCUCCCCUCGGUGGCCUUCCACCCCAUCGACACCUCCCUCGUACCCCCCGACCUCAAAUCACUCCCACGCGCCCCGCGUCGACUGAUGGAGAUACUGCUCCAAGGCUCCCCCACCAGACCGGACGACAGCCCCCCACCCACCAAGUCCUGGUCCCUCGACUUCCUGCUCAAGCCCACCCAGUUCCUCCCCUCCGCCACCUCCCCCACCCGCCUUGCCGCGACCGAAUUCGCGCGCACGACGCUCUCCUCCCCCUUCGACCCCAACGCCUACGCCCUCCCCUCCGACAGCAGCACCGGCGACAGCAGCAGCAGCAAUACGACCGUGGUGCUCCCCGCCCCGCUGGCCUUCCGCUCGAUCGGCUACCGGUCGGAGCCGCUGCCCGAGUUCGCCGCGCUGGGCGUGCCCUUCGACGACCGCUGGGGCGUGAUCAGCAACGACGGGCGCGGCGGGCGCGUGCGGCACGAGGAGCGCGGCGCCGACGCCGCCAUGCGCGUCGGCGCGUUCCCCGGCCUGUACUGCGCCGGCUGGGUCAAGCGCGGCCCCACGGGGGUGAUCGCGUCCACGAUGGAGGACGCGUUCGCGACCGCUGAUGCGAUCGCCGAGGACUGGGCUGGUGGGGCCGGGCACGCGAGGUUCUUGAAUGGUGGCGGGGCUGUUGCAGGGUGGGAAGGGGUGAGGAGGGAAAGCGUGGGCGGGGGGGUCGAUACGGCGCGCGUGGUGGACUGGGAGGGGUGGCGGAGGAUUGAUGCGGCCGAGAGGGAAAGGGGAAGGGCGGUGGGGAAGGAGAGGGAGAAGUUCACCCGCACGGCGGAUAUGCUGGCUGUUCUUGGGUGAUGGGAGGCAGCACGGGUCUGAGUGUAACUAGGUAUG
This is a messenger RNA of Thermothielavioides terrestris NRRL 8126, 1878 nucleotides long. RefSeq lists its product as uncharacterized. Gene Ontology annotation, cellular component: mitochondrion. Bases 214 to 1842 code for a protein of 542 amino acids. The transcript is spliced from 3 exons. The record is from RefSeq and is a predicted model, not a curated record. Gene Ontology annotation, biological process: ubiquinone biosynthetic process. Lineage: Eukaryota; Fungi; Ascomycota; Sordariomycetes; Sordariales; Chaetomiaceae.